CAGGCUAUUCUCUCUCCGAAUUGGCAAGUCAUUUCUUUCUAUAUAUCCCACAUCAAACAACCUUAGCCCCUUAGACCUUUGUCUUUGCUUUUUCCAAGAAGAGAAAAGAGGAAAAAUACAGGACUAUAAAAUAUUGUGGUACAUACAAAGAGAGUAAGCUGCACUAAGAAAGAGAGAUGGGUAGACCACCUUGUUGUGAUAAACUAGGGGUGAAGAAAGGACCCUGGACUCCUGAAGAAGAUAUUAUGUUGGUCUCUUUUGUUCAAGAACAUGGUCCAGGGAAUUGGAGGACUGUUCCCACUCAUACAGGGUUGCGCAGAUGUAGCAAGAGCUGCAGGCUAAGAUGGACUAACUAUCUCAGACCAGGAAUCAAGAGGGGUAGCUUCACUGAUCAAGAGGAGAAAAUGAUUAUCCAGCUUCAGGCACUUUUAGGCAACAAAUGGGCUGCCAUAGCUUCAUAUCUCCCGGAGAGAACAGAUAACGACAUAAAAAACUAUUGGAAUACUCAUUUAAAGAAGAAGCUGAAGAAGCUCGAAGCAAACGAUUUAUAUUCCAGCGAUGGACACUGUUUAUCAUCUAUAAAGUCAGCCUCCAGAGGCCAAUGGGAAAGGACACUUCAAGCUGAUAUAAACACAGCCAAACAAGCUUUACAAAAUGCCUUGUCACUCGAUAAAUCAAGUCCAAUUUCCGAAUACACUAUCAAGCCCAUAAAUAUUGACUGUUAUCCCUCAUACAUAAAACAAGAAGCGAAAAUGUCUACUUCUACAUACGCAUCAAGUGCUGAAAACAUCGCGAAAUUACUCAAACAAUGGACUAGAAGUGAUUCCACAAAUAAUUCUGAGCAAUCAAAGGCAUCGUCGAGUACUCAAUUCUCUUGUAAUACUACUAACAAUACUAAUGCCAUGACGGAAUAUUCAUCAUCAUUUGAGUCAUUUGAACCAUCAAAUUCAGAUCAAUUUUCUCAGGCUACGACACCUGAGGCUGCUGGUAAAUUUUAUGGUGAAAGCAAGAGAGAAUUGGAUAAUGAAGUACCAUUGUCAGUAAUGCUGGAGAGUUGGCUGUUUGAUGAAAAUGACGAUUUAUUAAUUUAGAAGGAUUUUUUUUUUUUUUUUUUGGCUUUUCCAUUUGGGGGAUUCUAUUUUGUUGCAUUAUCCUUUUUUGUUUGUUACUCCUAAGUCCCAAGUACUAGAAUUUUAAUUUUUGACUAGGGAUGGAUGUGACGUCCCCAUUCUUAUUCUUUUGUCCGGUACAAGGCUUUUAACAUUGUGUAUAUUUUAGCUUAAUUGAUUACUCAAUUAAGCCAGAAGGAUUUUGUGCUUUGCUAAUUAAGAGAGCUAUUUAUUCUCUAA
Molecule: messenger RNA, 1349 nt
Organism: Capsicum annuum
Lineage: Eukaryota; Viridiplantae; Streptophyta; Magnoliopsida; Solanales; Solanaceae
Product: myb-related protein 306
Exons: 3
Coding region: 177-1091 (304 amino acids)
Biological process (GO): response to auxin
Source: RefSeq, a predicted model, not a curated record